UGAUGCAGUAUUGAAAGAUGAUGAAAAUGAGAAAGCAUUAGGGGAGAGAAUAGAUAACAAAGAUGUAAAAAAACGGAAAAUAAAAAAGACUGAUACGAAUUCAGGAGUUGAUGGAGGUAAAAAAGCUUCAGGGAGCAAUGUGACUUCAAGAAAGUAUAAUUUGAGAUCAAGUAAUUUAAUAGACAAUAAAUGCGAGGAUGAGUCAAAGAGUGACAUU
Molecule: messenger RNA, 217 nt
Organism: Scutellospora calospora
Lineage: Eukaryota; Fungi; Glomeromycota; Glomeromycetes; Diversisporales; Gigasporaceae
Source: the annotation of a GenBank genome assembly